AUGUCGUCAGCCAAAAAUAGCGAUACUUCCAGUAAUCACAUAGGCCAUAUACCUGUUGAUCUCUUGUAUACAAUGAAUGACCCUAAACCAGUUCGCCACGAGAUUCUAGAGUCAACUGAGCCAUUGACUACAAAAGAUCUGGAAAAUUGGGAUAUCGACAUCGAUCGCCAUCGUGAACCUGUCGGUUGGUCUGACAAGAUUGCUUUUGCAACAGUGAAACUGUUAAGGAAACCAACCGAUUGGUUUUUCAAAAAAAAGUAUAUACAUCGAGCAGUUAUGUUGGAGACGGUUGCUGCUGUUCCUGGAUUGGUUGCUGCCACAGUUCGUCAUCUACGAUCACUAAGGAAAUUGAAGCACGAUGGUGGAUGGAUUGACCAUUUGCUCCAUGAAGCAGAAAAUGAAAGAAUGCAUUUGAUGACGUGGAUGGCAAUAUCUCAGCCUAAAUUAUGGGAGCGCACCUUGAUUGCUGUUGUUCAAGGGGUGUUUUACAAUUGUUUCUUCGCGCUGUAUUUGGCUAGUCCGAGGACAGCUCAUCGAAUGGUCGGUUAUCUUGAAGAAGAAGCUAUCGUCAGCUACACUUCUUUUUUGAACGAAAUCGACAAUGGCCAUAUCGAAAACACGAACAAGAUACCAGACCUUGCUAUCGAUUACUGGAAUUUGGAUCGCAAUACAGCCACGUUACGAGAUGUCGUGUUGGCUGUUCGUGCCGAUGAAGCAACUCAUCGUGAUACUAAUCAUCACUUUGCGGAUAGACUUUUGUUCCGUCAAGAGGAUUUGCGGAAGGAUGCUAAGCAAGUGUUUAAGGGAACGGAGUUGAGUAAGAAAACGCGUAAAAUGGCCGGAUUGAGCCAUGCAGCAACUGAAAAAUGGAAGGAAUGA
Molecule: messenger RNA, 879 nt
Organism: Paraglomus brasilianum
Lineage: Eukaryota; Fungi; Glomeromycota; Glomeromycetes; Paraglomerales; Paraglomeraceae
Source: the annotation of a GenBank genome assembly